This is a messenger RNA of Rangifer tarandus platyrhynchus (Svalbard reindeer), 468 nucleotides long. Lineage: Eukaryota; Metazoa; Chordata; Mammalia; Artiodactyla; Cervidae. The record is from the annotation of a GenBank genome assembly.
AUGCCCGAACAUGUGACUCCCUCCCUGGGACCCUUGCAUGCAGUGGGAGUACUACAGACCCAUGAAGGAGAUGCUGUGGUAGUGGAUAGAGCCCGCCUGGUGGGCGAGGAAUGGAAGCUUAUCAGGCACGGAGUCCUUUCUGGUGCCUCUCCAGCCCAGUGUGACGCUGGUUCUAGACAGAAAUCCACAAACCUCUCCUGGUCUGGGCCCAUAGGCACCUUUGCAGUUGGCUUCUGGCCUCAGACAUCCCCUUCUUUCCCCAGAGGCUGCCCAAGGUCCUUGGGUGCAGUCCUCUACCACCCACCUGGAGGCUUGGGCAAGAAGCAGCCCUGCUCCAGCACUGACACUGCCCCUCUAUCCCAUGGGGAUGGGGGAUCCCGGGGUUCAACCCUGCCUCCAGCCCCUGCUGACUGCAGGAACCCAAGCAAGCCCUUUCUAUCUUCUGGGUCUCAGUUUCCACAUCUAUAA